Molecule: messenger RNA, 1588 nt
Organism: Cynara cardunculus var. scolymus (artichoke)
Lineage: Eukaryota; Viridiplantae; Streptophyta; Magnoliopsida; Asterales; Asteraceae
Product: scarecrow-like protein 15
Exons: 1
Coding region: 74-1588 (504 amino acids)
Biological process (GO): regulation of DNA-templated transcription
Cellular component (GO): nucleus
Molecular function (GO): DNA-binding transcription factor activity; sequence-specific DNA binding
Source: RefSeq, a predicted model, not a curated record
ACCUCAUACCCACACACACAAAUUUCAAUUACAGAAGAAGAAAUAAACUGCGUACCUGCAUUACUUUUGAGGAAUGAAAUUGCCCUUCAUUUCGUCCCAAAACAAUCUCUAUUCUGUCGAUAACGUCGGUAGUAAUCGCUACGAACCGAAAUCUGUUCUUGACGUUCGUCGGAGUCCGCCCAGUCCGAUAACCGGUAAUUCGUCGGAGUUCAACUCCAUUGAUUAUAAUUAUAACAGUGCGGUGUUAUUAUCUUCAGGGGAGCAGUUGCCGGUGGAGAAUUUUGAACAUGAAAUGAUCAAUCAGUUUGAAGAAUGGGAUUCUGAUUCUCUGAUAAGAGAAUUGGGGCUUUAUGAUGAUUCUACAAAAUCUGCUUACCCUCUUGAUCUUCCCGAGCUCCCGCCCUUCUUCCACUCAGAUUUUGAAAGCUUGAACCCAAACACGAACCAGAACCCCUUUGAUUUCAUGAGCCAUGAUGAUGAUGAUGAUGGAAACGAGUUCGAUUUUAGGGACGAGCUGAUCCGGUUAGCCGAGUGCUUUGAAACUCAGUCUUUCCAGCUGGCGCAGAUGAUAUUGUCGCGGCUCAAUCAGCGUCUGCGUUCACCCAACGGAAAAGCGCUUCAGAGAGCUGCCUUUUACUUCAAAGAAGCGAUUCAGUGUCUACUCACCGGGCCAACUCGGAGGUUUCAGACUUGUACAUCGUAUGAGAUUGUACAAGUGAUUAAAGCGUACAAGAUGUUCUCCAACGUGUCGCCGAUUCCGAUGUUCUCUAGCUUCACCGCCAAUCAGGCGAUCCUUGAUGCGGUGGACGGUGCGAUGAUUGUCCACGUUAUCGAUUUCGACAUCGGCCUCGGCGGUCAGUGGGCGUCGUUCCUGAAAGCGAUUGCGGAGAAGGCGGAAGCUCGGAGGAUUACUUCACCGGUGGUGAGAAUCACGGCGGUAGUUCCUGAAGAAUACGAAUCGGAAUCGAGAUUGAUCAGAGAAAAUCUACAUCAAUUCUCUUGCGAUCUAAAAUUACGGUUUGAAAUCGAUUUCAUCUCCAUUCGAGCAUUCGAAAUCUUAUCCUUUAAAGCAAUUAAGUUCAUGAGUGGAGAGAAGACAGCUGUUCUUCUUUCGCCAACGAUUUUCCGACGAAUCGGCCCUGGUUUCAUCAACGAUCUCCGGCAAGUCUUGCCGCACAUGGUAGUAUACGUGGACGGCGAAUUGAUCGGGUGUGGAACGUCGUUUUUCCGUCAAACGGUGAUCGACGGUCUGGAAUUAUACUCGACGAUACUAGCAUCAUUGGAGGCGGCGAAUGUUGGCGGUGGUGCCGGAGGAGGUGACUGGAUAAGGAAUAUCGAGAUGUUCGUAUUGCUGCCGAAAAUAAUCGCGGCGGUGGAGGAUGCCGGGCGCCAUGCGACGCCCUGGAGGGAAGCGUUAGGUAGGGCCGGGAUGAGGCCGGUAGGGCUUAGUCAGUUCGCUGACUUUCAAGCGGAGUGUUUGUUACGGAGGGUACAGGUGAGGGGAUACCACGUGGUGAAACAGCAGGCCGAGAUGGUGCUUUGCUGGCAUGGUAGGCCCCUUGUUGCCACGUCAGCGUGGACUUUUUAG